Letharia columbiana is the source of this 1194-nucleotide messenger RNA. RefSeq lists its product as uncharacterized. The coding region runs from base 1 to 1194 and encodes 397 amino acids. The record is from RefSeq and is a predicted model, not a curated record. Lineage: Eukaryota; Fungi; Ascomycota; Lecanoromycetes; Lecanorales; Parmeliaceae. The transcript is spliced from 7 exons.
AUGAGUGCGGAGAAAGUGCCAGUGGGCUAUACAAAUGGGACAUCGUUCAAGUGGAAUACAAGGGGACAGACUAUUGCAGCUGCAACCGUUCUCCCAGCACUAGGACUGAUAUGCGUGGUAUUGCGCUUCUGGUCCAGACUUCACAGGCGGACUGGCCUUGGACUUGAUGAUGCGUUUAUUGUUCCAGCACUGCUCUGCGUUAUUGGCCUAGGCAUCACCCUGCUCGUUGGUAUCGCAAAGAAUGUCAUAGCCCACACCACCCCUCCAGACCCCGACGCCGCCAACAAGGAUGCCCAGUUGUAUCAAAUCACAGCCCCACAAGAACUGGUGGAAAAGAUGAAAUUCGUGUUCUUUCUCCUUUCCGUUGCUGCCUAUGGCUUUAUAAAACUCAGCGUCCUGUUUUUCUACCGUCGCAUCUUCGUCAAAGGCGCCUCUGCCAAGUUCGACAUUGUCAGUAAGGUCGCUAUUUGGAUCACCUCAGCUUGGACGAUUGCUUUCUUCCUCAUACAGCUACUUCAGUGUGGGAAGAAUAUCGACUCCCAGUGGGGGCCUAUAAUCGAUGCGUCACGGUGUUUGGACAGCUUUCAGUAUACCGAUGCCUUGUUCAUCAGCGAUCUCAUUACAGAUCUUUUGGUGAUAUGUCUGCCAAUACCAAUUGUUCUACAACUUCAUAUGACGAUGCAGCGAAGAAUUGGAAUCAUCGGCGUCCUGUUACUGGGCACCAUGUCUAUCGUAGCGUCAAUAGUCCGAAUAGUCUACGGGUUUCAAAUCCAAGCCGCUGGCCUCGCAAAACCAACCGACGUCGACGAAGGAGUGACAACGCUUCUCUACUGGGGAAUGCUCGAAGCCGGCAUCUCCCUCAUCGCCACCAACCUCCCCUCCCUACACUUUCUAGUCACGGAGAAAUCCCUACAGCCCUUCGCCGCCAGCAUCCGCACUGCGGUCUCGUUCAGCUCAUUGCGGUCGCAGGCGUCAAAAGCUGGGACCGGGACUCGGUCACCGUAUUCGAAGGUGCAGCAGAAUGGAUCGAAGGCGCCGGAGGUUCCGGUUUUGCGGAAAGGGUGGGAGAAUGGAGGGGGGCUGGGGACCGUGGAUACGUUCGCUAUGUACGAUAUGGAACGUGCGGUGGAGGUUAGGGAGCCCGGGUUGGUUCACGUUGCGUGUGAGAUGUGGCAGCAGGGGAAUGUCAUUUGA